CAGAGUUCUUCUGCAGUUAUUUGGUAAACAAUGAAGGUUCUGUUGCUGAAGGAUCCCAAAGACAAAGAUUCAGGACCAGAUCCCUAUAUUAAAGAAUUAGGAUUAUAUGGAUUUGAAGCAACUCUGAUUCCAGUUUUGUCAUUUGAAUUCAUAUCUCUAGAAAGUUUAUUUGAAAAGCUUUCUCAUCCAGAAUGUUAUGGAGGCCUAGUUUUUACUAGUCCAAGAGCAUUAGAAGCCAUCAAGAUAUGUUUAAAAGAGAAUAGUAAAAAUGAAGCCUGGUCAAAAUAUCUUAAACAAAGGUGGAAUACCAAACCAGCAUAUGUGGUAGGAAAAGCUACAGCUUCUUUAGUGGAAGAAAUUGGCCUUACUCCACAAGGAGAAAAGUCUGGAAAUGCUGAAAAAUUAGCUGAAUAUAUUUGCUCAAGAGAGAAACCUAAUUCCUCAGCUCUUCUUUUUCCUUGUGGAGCCCUGAAAAGAGAAGUACUUCCUACAGUACUUAGAGAAAAAGCUGUAAUUCUGGAAAGCCUUACUGUUUAUCAAACAACCCAACACACUGACCUGCAAGAAUCACUGAGCAGUUAUUUCUCCCAAAAGGGAAUUCCAGAAAGCAUCGUGUUCUUCAGUCCAUCUGGUGUCAAGUUUUGUCUCCAGCACCUUCAGAAGCUUUCGGGGGAUUUUAUCAGUCAUAUCAAGUUUGCUGCUAUCGGUCCGACAACUGCUGAAGCCAUGGAAGCGGCAGGAAUCCUGGUUAGCUCUACUGCGGAGAGUCCGACUCCCCGAGACCUUGCUGCUGGGAUCCAAAAAGCACUUCACUUACAGAACUGUUUAUCUAAGUAA
Molecule: messenger RNA, 837 nt
Organism: Phaethon lepturus (White-tailed tropicbird)
Lineage: Eukaryota; Metazoa; Chordata; Aves; Phaethontiformes; Phaethontidae
Gene: UROS
Product: uroporphyrinogen III synthase
Exons: 9
Coding region: 31-837 (268 amino acids)
Biological process (GO): uroporphyrinogen III biosynthetic process
Molecular function (GO): uroporphyrinogen-III synthase activity
Source: RefSeq, a predicted model, not a curated record